Molecule: messenger RNA, 3574 nt
Organism: Pimephales promelas (fathead minnow)
Lineage: Eukaryota; Metazoa; Chordata; Actinopteri; Cypriniformes; Leuciscidae
Gene: ankrd24
Product: ankyrin repeat domain 24
Molecular function (GO): actin binding
Source: RefSeq, a predicted model, not a curated record
UUGAACUUUUUUGUGGAAGUAUUCAGGGUCUUUGUUGAGGUUUCAUACAUCCUCUGAGCUCUAUGGAUCCUCAUGUCGUCUUUAGCCCAAUGAAACGCUUCUGCAUGUGUUACGGUGUCAUUACGAGUCAGGACUGGAGUAAGACCGAUGAUAGAUUGUUGCAGGCCGUUGAACAGAAUGAUCCGGAAAAAGUAUCCACGCUGCUGGUGAAGAAAGGUCUCUGCCCGUCCAAACUGGACACGGAGGGCAAAUCAGCGUUCCAUCUUUGUGCAUCUCGAGGUCGGUUGGAUUGUCUAGAGGUCAUCCUCUCUCAUGGGGUGGACAUGAACGUAACGGACGGCACAGGUUUUAAUGCUCUCCAUCUUGCUGCCAAGAAUGGACAGUCAGAUUGUCUAAAGAGACUUCUUCAGGAGAGGAUGCCUGUCGACUCCACGGACAGUUUCGGGAGGACUUCCCUUCACCAUGCUGCUGUAAGUGGCUGCUUGUCCUGCACUGAGAUUUUGUGGGACUUUAAAGCCAACCUUGAUGCUCAAGAUGGAGAUGGGUCAACUCCAUUGAUCUUGGGGGCCCAGAUGAGCAGAGUCGAGCUGUGUGCCUUUCUUUUGGAACGAGGAGCCAAUCCUAAUUUACAGGAUAACCAGGGCAGAUCAGCGUUGAUGUUGGCCUGCGAGAGUGACAGCAUGGAGACUGUAGAGAUGUUACUGAAGGGCGGAGCUAACCCACACCUAACCGACGCCCUGGGACAUAACUCCGCCCACUACAGCAUCACUGCCGGCAAUCACAAUAUAACCCAGCUUCUGCAGAACGAAGGCGUGACCGCAGCAGCUGAGGGUUCGAAUGAGGAGCAGGCUCCUCCUACUCCCAAUCCCCCAUCUAGCGGAACCACUCCCCGCAAGAGGAAAGCCCCUCCUCCUCCUAAAUCUCCUGCUCAGGGCCCGCCCCCUUCUUCAGACGCCUCAAGUAUGCCACCUCCCCCUGACCCCACACAAUCACCUGAAUCCCAGAGCCCUUCUCCACCUUCUCCCGCCCCCAGGACCCAACGUCCCGCAUCUGAAAACCUUACGGAGGAUGAGGAGGUCUUUGAAGAGAUCCGUAAGCUCAGGCUGGAGAGAGGUCGCCUAUUGCAGAAAAUUAAAGUUCUGGAGCAGCAGCAGAGUAGCGCCACCACUGCCCUGGAGGAGCUGAACUCUCUGAGAGAGCGCCUGAGCAAGACUGAGGCAGAGCGUGACCGGCUGCUGGCCGAGCUGGAGGAGUUGAGAACGGCUCGGGUGAGCGGCGUGACCUGUGACUCGGAAGACGCCGAGGACUCAGAUGACAUGCUGGACUUCCCUGGAGCAGAAAAGUUACUGUCUAGGCAAUCACGAGGACUAGAUGCUGAUUCGCCGGCGGGCCGGGACGAGAGCGCCUCACAGGGGAAUCCUGCCAUGGUGGAGCAGCUUCGCAGAAAAGUGGAGGAACUGACCUCCCAGAAUGCCGAGCUGGUUCUCAAAGUGCAGAUGCUGGAGAUGUUUGAGAAGGAUGACACGGAUAUGCAGAGCUCGGGUCCAGAUUUUGUUUCCACGGCUCAGUAUGAAUCUCUGAGGAAAGAGUUUGAGGAACUACAGGAGAAAUACGCCAGAACCCAGGCUUCAACUGAAGCGUCAAGCAUUGCAGAGGAUCCUGGAUCUGAAGAGAAAGAGGAGAAACAAAACGCAAUGAAGGAACAGUUGGCCCGAGCCCAGGCAGAGUUAGAGGAACUCAAAGAACAGAUGCUCCUUGGGGUCUACUCCGUGGAGGACGCAGGAGCGAAGACUGAAGCCACCGAGAAAGGGGCAAAUUUGGACACCCAGCAGCUGAAAGCAAGGGUGCAGGAACUAGAGGCGGAGCUAUCCAUAAAAAAGAAAGAUGGGGAGAGGCUUGAAGGUGACAAUGACACCAUCCAACAGCUGAAAGAGAGGGUAAAGGAACUUGAGGCAGAUCUGCAGGAUAGAAGGAAAGAGGGAGAAGAGGAGACCGAGACAGUUGUGAGCCUCAAAAAGCGGGUGGAAGAGUUGGAAAAAGCCCUGGAGCAAAGCAAAACGGCUGAGCGUAAGGAGGGCGAGGGAGCGCCGGUGAACGGGUUGCAGACACGGGUGGAAGAACUUGAGAGGGAGUUGAAGGAUAGCGUCCCUCGAGUUCGGUUUGAGGAGGUUCAGGUCACUUUGGGUCUUCAGCUUAACCAGAUAGCUCAAGAACGAGCCGACGUGGCUGCACGACUCAACCAGGCCUUGCUGGAGCUGGAAAGGCUCCGCCCCCCUUCCCACAUAGACGAAAAUGAGGACGACGAGGACCCGUCUGAGAGCUCAGAGGUUUCCAUUGCAUCUGAGCACUCCCUGCAUCUGUCGCCGGGGGGACGGACCUUGGAGGCGAUACAGGAGGAGCUGGAAGUUGCGAGGCAAGAGGCAGCACAAGCUCUGGACAGCCUGUGUGCCGAGAGAGAGAGCCGGGCUCAUGACGUACUACAACUGAGAGAUGCAAUACCACUUGCGAAACACCAGGAGGCGCUGUCCGCAGUAGCCCAGCAGUUAGCUCAAACUGAAAAAGAGCUGCAAGCGGAGAGGGCGCUGCGUGAGCAUGCUCAAACCGAGCUCGCCAGGCUGCAAGCCGAGCUGCAGGCGCUGCAAAAAGACUCCGUUAGUAAGGAAGAACAUGAUAAAGUCAAGGCAGAGCUAGAGCUCUCUCUAGAGGAGAGUCGGAAGAUUGCGACAGCAGCGCAGGAUUCUCUGAGUGAGAAAGAGACCGAGUUGAAAGAGCUGCGAUCUCAGAAAGCUUCAGAACAGGGACUGGUGUCCAAAGAAGACCACGAGGCCCAGAGACUCUCCCUCCAGGCUGAGAUCAACACGCUGACAGCCCAGUUAGCUGAGCUAGCACGCAAGCAUGAGAAGACCUGCACUGAGGUGUUCCAGGUGCAGCGGGAUGCUUUAUUUAACAAGAGCGAGCGUCAGGUGGCUGAAUCUCAGCUGGAGACGGUUAAAAAGCAGCUGGCGGAUCUUCAGGCUGAGUCCACCCACAUCCAACAGCUGCACCAGGACAUCCAGCACUCGCAGGGGCUCGUCAAAGAGAAAGACCGCAAGAUCACAGAGUUGUCUAAGGAGGUGUUUCGUCUGAAAGAGGCUCUAGGGGCUUUGAGUCCCCCACUGGGACGUUCCCAAUCUCCACCAUCCUCAGGGACACCUGGACAACAGCUGGCACUGCAGAACCGUGUGACCACACUUACACAGCAACUCCAGGACUGGGAGCGCAAACACAAGGCUGUCGUUUCUAUAUAUCGCUCUCAUCUAUUAGCUGCUGUACAGGGUCGGAUGGAUGAAGAAGUUCAGGCGCUUUUGCUCCAAAUCCUCCGUAUGACACAAAAAGGUCAAAAUUAGUUGCUUUUUAACUAAUAGCUAUACAUACCCUUGAGCCGAAGCGUAUCAGCACUGUGCAUCGUCACUGAGAGGCAUUGAAACUAUAAAUGAGAGGAUGUAGUUUUGGAACAUUUCCUGUAUACCUGAUGAUUUAUGAGGGAGAACACUGAUAAUUUUGUACCACGUUUCAAUAAACACUGAGAAUCGCU